GCCAGCCUCCCCAGGCCCCUCCCCACAGUGACUCCUGCCCGGAGAAUGUCCAGCCCUGGCAUAAAGGCCACGGUGUCUCCGGGCCGCUGUCAGUCAGGAGGCUGCCCAUCCACCAUGGGAGGGCUCAGGGUGACCAUCUUGCUGCUGGCUGGCCUCCUCCUGCCAGGGACCUUGGCUAAGAGCAUCCGGACCUUCUCAGACCCCUGCAAGGACCCCACGCGAAUCACCUCGCCCAAUGACCCCUGCUUCCUUAUGAAGGGCCACUCUGGUGGCAGCAGCCUCAGCAGCCACGGCGGCUCCAGCAGCACCUUCAGCAGCUCUGCUUCUGGUUCCAGCAGCUCCGGCGCUGGAUCUGGCCGACCAGGUGUCUCCCAGAGCGGCCCUUCGGGAACUGUGGUGUUUAAGCCGGGGCCAGCCCACGCCCAGGUCAGCUUCUCCUCCAGCUCCAGCUCCCAGGGCUCCUCCGGCUCCUCCCAGUCGGGAACCAGCAGCCGAGGGCCUGGGAAUGGCUCCGCUCUGCCAACUGACGACUUCUCACACUCGGUGUCAGGCUCGUCCCAGUCCCGGUUCCGAGGAAGCUCCAGCUCUGGGUCAUUGGGCAGCAGCUCCAACCUGCGUCCCUGCAGCGCCAACGUCCCUGACUCUCCCUGCAGCGGGGGGCCCGUGGUCUCACAGUCCGGCUCCUACAUCUCCAGCUCCCACUCUGUGUCGGAGGGGAAGAGGCCCGUAGUGGUGGUGGUGGAGCAGCACGGCUCUGGGGGCCCCGGAGUGGUUCAGGGGCUACCCUGUAGCAAUGGUGGCCCCUCGGGCAAGCCCUGUCCCCCUAUCACCUCCGUGCAGCAGCCCUACGGUGGCUAUGAGGUGGUAGGCGGCUCCUCUGACAGCUACCUUGUCCCGGGCAUGACCUACAGCAAGGGCAAGAUCUACCCUGUGGGUUACUUUACCAAAGAUGGCCCUGUCAGGGGCGCCCCAGGGGCUCCUCCACUUGCAGCCGGGCCCCCCAUCUCUGAGGGCAAGUACUUCUCCAGCAACCCCAUCAUCCCCAGCCGCACCUCCUCAGGUUCCUUCCAGGGAGGAAUGCCCCCCGCCAUUGUGUUCCAGCCUGUGGGCUCCGGGGGGGUCCAGCCUUGUGGAGUCAGCAUCUCAGGGUCUAAGGGGCCCUGUGGUCCCUCGGGUUCUGGGGUGCACAUCAGUGGUUCUAGCUCUUCCUACCAACCCUGCGGCAGCUCUUCCCAGGGGCCUUGCUCCCCGUCAGGCCUCAGCUCCCUCAGCGGCAGCUCCUCCUCGGGCACCAAAGUCAUCCUUCAGCCUUGUGGCAGCAAGUCUGUUUCUGCGGGCCACCCUUGUAUUUCUGUCUCCUCGUCGACCUUGAGUGGGGGUCCUGAUGGCUCUCCUCAGCCCGAUCCAUCUGCUGGUGCCAAGCCCUGUGGCCUCAACAGCCCUGGGAGUAUUCCCUGCCGCUCCAUCCGGGACAUCCUGACCCGAAUACAGCCCCUGGGGCCCCAGCUAGCAGACCCUGCGGUCUUCCUGCCCCAGGGAGAGGAACCUUCGAGGUCCUGAGCCAGCUUUGCAGAUGCAUGUGCAUGGUGCACCUGUGCUCCAGCUCGCAGUGGGGAGACGCCGGGCCAGGUUGGGGCCAGCUGUGUCCCCCCACCCCGCCCAGGGCUGCUUGAUACCCCAGGAUCACCACUGUCUCCACUGUCCCAAGCCCUGGCCUGCCUCUCCUCACUGCCCUACUCCAACCCUGCUCUUCUGCCCUCUGCCAGGUCCCAUGGCCUUGCCAGCUCUCCUGAGGUCUCUAGGAUGACCAAGACAGAUGAGCGCUGGUUAAGCCCACCCAUUUGGGGUCUCAGCUGCAAACCCCGAAAUGUGCCCACCCUUUGAUGCCCAAUGUGUCAUCCUGACAGCCCUGAUGGGUUCUGCCAGCCUGGGGCUUAGCUACCUCUAACAUGGCAUCCACCCAGCUUGGGACUGGACCCCCCAAAACUGCAGCAUCUCUCUCCGAAAGUACCUUCUGAGUUUCUCUUCUAGUUCCAGAAACAACCCCCCCCCUUUUCCCACAUGCACCAAGCCCUCUCCAACCCCAAGGCUCCACAACCACCCAUGAGCUCGUACCCCCAGCCCAACUCCAUAAGGGCUGUCCCCAGCUCCCCUUUGCGGAGGGUCUUUGCAGUCUCUACCAGCCUCCCAGGCAGGCAAUAAAGGCUUUUUCUUA
Molecule: messenger RNA, 2215 nt
Organism: Cavia porcellus (domestic guinea pig)
Lineage: Eukaryota; Metazoa; Chordata; Mammalia; Rodentia; Caviidae
Gene: Cdsn
Product: corneodesmosin
Exons: 2
Coding region: 46-1560 (504 amino acids)
Biological process (GO): cell-cell adhesion; skin morphogenesis
Molecular function (GO): protein homodimerization activity
Source: RefSeq, a predicted model, not a curated record